CGUAAAUUCAACUCCGGGAAACUUUCUGACUUCAGCCCAGCCUUAAAUAUGAAAUUCUAUAUUCUAUAAUAGUUGUCAUAUUACUAUAAUUUAAUUUUAAUAGUUAUACACUACCGGAUAACCUCAAAUCAGUGUAUCGACAUUUUUCGUUCGUUUAAAAUGGUAUUCAUAAAUGUUUACAAACAUUUAUGCCGAUCAAAAAUAACUUAUCUUACUAGAAUAAUAAAAAAUAAAGGAAAUUGGUUGAAAAAUGUUCAGUCGUAUCAAGAACAGAAAUUAAUAAGAACUCCAAUAAAUAUUUAUUAUACUUCUAAAAGAUUUUUAAGUAGCGGAUUUAAAUUCGAUAUUAAUCCAGAUUCUUCAGAGGUUCAACUUCCACCUUUAACAGAUGAUAAACCAUUAAUUUUUCAAAACUUUUUUUCUCUGUUUUCAAAUCCUUAUUAUUUAUCGAUUUUGUCAACCUUUUAUGAUCGAGAAUUUAGUGCUGAAGAAUUUUUCGAAGGAUCUAAACAAGCAUUGGAAGUAGUAUCUAAAGCAAUAGCUGUUGAAGAUUUUAAUAGUUUAGAAGAGCUAGUUGCCGAUAAUGUUAUAUCUAAAAUAAGACAAAGUAUAACUAAACUUUCAGAAGCUCAAAAACAACUGAUUCCUGUUCUAAAGGAAGAUAUAUUGUACUUUAUUCCUGCUAAAAUUCGUAUAAAUAAACAAAAUAUACAAGAAAAAAAUGUAGUCUCUGCUGAGAUAACAAUGAUAUAUUACAGUUAUAGAAGAGAGCAAGACGGAAUUAAAAGAGUAGAAGUAACUAAUCCCAAAAGUGCAGAACAAAUUAUAAUCAGUAAUUGUCGUUUCAGACGAGAAUACACUGAUAAUAUCCCAUCAUCUUGGAUAAUUACUAUGUAUAAUCAAUUUACAAUAAUAGGAUUACAACCACCGAGUUCACAAUAAGAAGAUUUUAUUUUAUUAUCCGAAAUAACUUGGACAGAAUAAAUAAUAAUAUUAUUGAUAAAUAGUCUAUUUGCCUAUCUAUGUAUAUAUACAAAUAUAUAAAUUUAAGAUA
Chelonus insularis is the source of this 1054-nucleotide messenger RNA. Its product is annotated as m-AAA protease-interacting protein 1, mitochondrial. Gene Ontology annotation, biological process: protein insertion into mitochondrial inner membrane from matrix. The record is from RefSeq and is a predicted model, not a curated record. Lineage: Eukaryota; Metazoa; Arthropoda; Insecta; Hymenoptera; Braconidae. The coding region runs from base 160 to 942 and encodes 260 amino acids. Gene Ontology annotation, cellular component: mitochondrial inner membrane. The transcript is spliced from 5 exons. Gene Ontology annotation, molecular function: ribosome binding.